Aspergillus oryzae RIB40 is the source of this 1305-nucleotide messenger RNA. RefSeq lists its product as uncharacterized. Gene Ontology annotation, cellular component: nucleus. NCBI's taxonomy places the organism in Eukaryota, Fungi, Ascomycota, Eurotiomycetes, Eurotiales, Aspergillaceae. Gene Ontology annotation, molecular function: DNA-binding transcription factor activity; transcription cis-regulatory region binding. The record is from RefSeq and is a predicted model, not a curated record. The coding region runs from base 1 to 1305 and encodes 434 amino acids. The transcript is spliced from 3 exons. Gene Ontology annotation, biological process: positive regulation of transcription by RNA polymerase II.
AUGGAAAAGGGUGACGACUAUUUCGCGUCCGGUACCCCUUUUACCAUGGAGUAUCGUUCCGUGAUGUGCGCUGUCGGCGUGACCGUCGAUGAUGAGCGCUUCAACCCACUUCGAAGCACGGUUAUGCGUCUCGUGUUUCGGACUGAGACAGCUUAUUAUGCCGUUCUUAUGGCCAGUGCACAUUAUCUGCGCUCGGUUGAGAGUAGGUUUGAAUUGAUGGAGAUCCAAAUCCGCUCGGAGGUCCUGAGGGGCUUGCGGCGAGCCUUGAUGAAAGACAAUUUGGAUUGGGAGGAUUUCUGCGACGGCUCCUGGGUAAAGCAUCUCGCCUGUUUUCAGUUGAUCGUCAAGGAGAUGGCCUAUGGCCACAGGAAAGCUCCUCCUGUGCCACAAUUCUUCAUCAGCUACUUCUCUGCGCAUCUCGUGCUGGCUAAAUCGGUGUUCUCGAUUGACGAUGUCCUGCCUGUGGGUAAAAUACCAACCAACUCUACUAACCAUAGCUCCUUGGUCAACUCGACGAACACUGAAAAGGUAUCAUGGACCUCCACCAAGGAUCUCGCCAAGGUGAUGCCAGCCGACACACUCCAUGAGAUUGACAUGUGGAACGGCCACAGCGGCCACAUGUUACUGAUCAUUAACGAAAUCCUGAGUCUCAAGCACGAUGCCCAAGCACUCCGCCAUCAAUCCUCGGACCUGUCCACUCCCCAACUAGCAGUGCAAGAGAAACAUGCAGCGAUUGCGGAUAAGAUUACAACCUUGGAAGCAAGUCUAGCGACAACGACCCAGAUAAUCCCGGUCUCCUUAUAUAAAGACCGCACCUCUGCCGAGUCGAGACAUGGAUUUCGUUUACUGAAAAGCACAAGCGAGGCCUAUCGUCUGGCGGCCUAUCUCCUCCUAUCAGAGGCAGUUAGUCCUCGCUUCCUCGGGUAUACCCCAGCCAGCACCCAGAGCAUCGAACAGCUGAGGGAUUCAGCCCAGAGGGCACAAUACGUAGACCGCAUCUUUCAUUUAGCGAGCUACGUGGUCUCAUCGGUGGAUCAUCUCCCCAUCUCCUGGCCGCUAUGGCCCCUGUUCAUUGCCUCCUGCUGCUGUUCAAGGGACGAAGAGACUAGAACCAGAGCUCUGGAGAUAUUUGGCUCUGCCAGAGAAAAGGCCCCGUAUGAGAAUAUCCCCAGAGCUCAAACAUUAGUCGAGCUACUCUGGAAGCGCAGGGACAUGCAGACAGAGUCGGACAACAGUGUGCGCAUCGGUCGGUUCGAGUGGGAAUCAGCGAUGGAGUCUCUUGGCUGGCAGACGAGUUUCGCUUGA